Oncorhynchus nerka (sockeye salmon) is the source of this 437-nucleotide messenger RNA. Its product is annotated as intraflagellar transport protein 70A-like. Gene Ontology annotation, biological process: intraciliary transport. The transcript has 3 exons. NCBI's taxonomy places the organism in Eukaryota, Metazoa, Chordata, Actinopteri, Salmoniformes, Salmonidae. Gene Ontology annotation, cellular component: intraciliary transport particle B; axonemal microtubule. The record is from RefSeq and is a predicted model, not a curated record. Gene Ontology annotation, molecular function: intraciliary transport particle B binding; protein binding. The coding region runs from base 150 to 437 and encodes 95 amino acids.
GCUAAGUAACACUUCCUGUGCGUUGAAUGUGUAGAAAAGUAAAUAACGGCUAAACAUGGUGCACUAAUUGGGAUUAUUGGUAAAUCGGAAAUCGUUUUUCGCGUGAAAAUAGUCUUACCUUUGAGAACUGUAGAUUUAGCGGCAAAAUCAUGACACUGACAACAAUUAAAGACGGCGAAUACACCGCCACUGUCUACAAAAUGAUCAAAGAUGGGCGGUAUGGAGAGGCUAUCCACAUCCUCAGCAAUGAACUGCAGAAACAGAUGAAGUCACGGGCAGCCCUGUCUCUGCUAGGCUACUGCUACUACCACAUGCAGGACUUCACCAACGCAGCAGAGUGCUAUGAGCAGCUGACCCAGCUACACCCCGAGGUGGAGGAGUACAGGCUGUAUUACGCCCAGUCUCUGUACGGGGCCUGUGCCUACCCGAGGCCAUGA